GCUGGGGCGGAGGAGCGGGCAGGGAGCAAAGGUUGGCGUCUUCGUGCUGAGAGUUUCGCCAGAGAAGUGUCGGAAUCAUGACGGUGGGAGCCAGGCUCCGAAACAAGGCGGCGCGCACCUUCCCGCGCCGCGGGCCCCGAGGGCGACGGCAGACGGACGGGGACGAGGAGGCGGAUGCCAUCCUGGAGCACCUGGAGUGCGGGGACGAGGCGGCCGAGAGCGGCGCGAGCGAGGAGAGUGAGCCGCGCCCGGGGGCCCGGAGCGCGCGUAGGGUGCACCUUGCUGGCCUGCCAGAGCGCUAUGAACCGCUAGAGGAGGCGACGCAGGGCGACAAGCCCAAGAAGAGGUACCGGCAAAAGCUGAAGAAGUAUGGCAAGAAUGUUGGGAAGGUCAUCACCAAAGGAUGCCUCUACAUAGUCAUUGGCCUGCAAGGAUUCGCUGCAGCCUACUCUGCCCCUUUUGGAGUAGCCACCAGCGUCGUGUCAUUUGUGCGCUAGUGGGAGCCACUGGGGCAGGUGUCACAAGAAAGAAUGGAAGCCUCUGCUCAGGAAACAGUGCGAAUCCAGGAGCCUGUCGGACUUGAACUCACAGAACACUUGGAAGAGAAACAAUGUCUGUUGAAUUGGAUGAGUGUUUGUCCCUGCCCAUCUGCUGAGCUUUUCUUGUCUCUCAGACACAAGUGGAUCCAGUGGUCAGUCCUGCAGAGAAUUAGGCCAAGGUUAGGUUUGGGCUUAGUUUGCUAAAGCCAGAGACUCCAUGUGAAGGCAGCAAGGACUAAGGUGGAGAAAAACACCAGACAGAUUCAAGCAGUAUGUGUGGGUAGCAGAGUGGUGAUUUUGAGGAGGCAAGAAGAUGCUGACCUGGAGUCAGAUGGCUUUCUGGAUUCUUCUGGAAAGAUCAUGGACUGACAGGAGCACUCGUAGCCCUUGGCUUCUUUCAUCCCUCAGGCAGUAAAAGAGCUGUUUAUUUCUCCCUCGUCUCCUUCCUCCACCACUCUGUCACCAGGAAUUUAAUUACAGGCUUGGGAAGAAGGAAGGAAGACAAAAAUCUCUUUGAAGGCUAUGCUACUUUGAAAACUGUGCUGACAGUUGUGUCCUGAAUGUUUGAAGCAGAUAAAAGCUUGUCAUUUUCACCCAUCUCUACAUGAAUGUGCAGCUGGCAGUGAGGGAAGGAGGGAGGGUAAGUUCAGAUGCGGUUGGGUAGCUGGGACGGGUUGAUUGAGAGCUAGCACCUGAGGGCUGUAGUACCCAGCCAUGUGUUUGGGGCUGGCCAGGCUCCCCUGCAAAUGCAUGGCUGGCUGGCAGCCUAGGCAUCCUAGCAGCUUUGGCUUACUCCCGACAACCGCUCUGCAAUGGGCUGGCCAAGGGUGCUUUGUUCUGGGGCACAGGGGUCAAUAAGAGAGAGGAGAGGGAGGCAAAACACCUGUGAAUGAAAAUGAGGAUUCAGAGAAGGAACCAGUAAGUGCAAGACAGUUAUAAAGGAAGUGGAAACUAGGCGAUGCGGAUGUCAGAAGAGAUCAGUGGAAGUCCAGAAGCCAUUUGUCAUUUUCACCCAUCUCUACAUGAAUGCGCAGCUGGCAGUGAGGGAAGGAGGGAGGGUAAGAUUCUUUGUGUUGAGGAAUUGAGGUGGGCUGGGCCCUUGGCUAUGGGUAGGUGCUGGGGAGGUGCAGUGGUGGUCCUCAAAACCCCUCUGGGGCUCAGGAACUGGCAUGAGCUUUUGUAGCAUCCUUCCUUCUCUUGACCGCAUCUCACCGGGCCCAAAGGUUGGAGUAAAUUUGAUGCCUGAGUCUGAUUAUCAACAAGGAUAAUGCUGUGGGCCCCUGGAAAGGCAGGGGAAAGGAAGAAGAGGGACCUCUUACUGCGCCCUUUUGCCAACCUCCACUGUAAGCCACCAUUCUGCCUUUGUGACCGGGACACCCACAAAUCCUGUGUGACCUCUCUGGAGGAUCAGGCCACGCCUACUUUUGCCCCAGGGGUUUUCCCAGGACAUGCAAGGGAUGUUCCAAGCAUUGAGGAUCAAGCCCAACCAAGAGCUAUUGGAAGGUGGAGAGGGUAGAAAGGCAGACAGACAGAUGGACAAAGGACAGGGUGGAAACAGCUGUAGCUCUGUAGUCUUAGUUCCCCCUUCUGGAGGCUCAUGUACAUGAUACACCAGGACCAGUUCCUGCAUCAUUAACAUUUGUGAGGAGAAGAGAGACCAUGUUGUUUUAGCUCAGAUGAUGCCAAGUGACCCAUGGCACAUUUUUACGCAUGUGGGACAAUCAUGGCUUGCCUGGCAACACUGGGAGUCAGAGAAAAGAAGAGACAGAGAAAUGGAAGAAAGAGCCAGAGUUAGCAAGAAAGAGGUGAGGGCCAGUGAGGGCUGCUUGCUGCAGAAGACAGGAGGUUUUUGGGACUCCUUCCCAGUGGCUCAGUGAUGCAGAGCAGAACCAGGGAACCCAGGAAGUCCUGGGGAGUGGUAGUGACGCAGGGAAGGGACGAGAGCUGCCGAGACCUUUCCUUGCCUGGGAGUCUAUCCAAGAAAGUCCUUUUCCACCUCCCUGCCCCCCAACCUCCAUAUUGGAAAAACUACAAGGUCAAGCACAUCUGGCCCUGUAAUUCCUAAAAUCUGGUUAAGAAUUAACUCAGAAAUGUCAAAAAACAAAACCCCACAGGGAUUGUCCUGGGGAUCAAGUUCACCUGUACAGAAGAUGGACCUCCCACUGACACUCUGCCUGCAGAGUCCAGGCUGGGCUCCUGUGGAUUUCAUAUGCUCAGUUCCUUGAGCUGAAGAACUUGAACUACACUGCCCAUAACCUUGGCCCCUGUUGAACUCUCUAGACUCUCACCCUACUGAGAAAUGAGUUAGAGCUCCCCCUUUUUGUGUUUCAUCAAGAGGCUUCUUUUGUAUCCUUCUCUUGCCCUGUUAAUAAAAAUGCCAAGUUGUUUAA
Messenger RNA from Oryctolagus cuniculus (rabbit), 2929 nucleotides. RefSeq names its product chromosome 13 C1orf115 homolog (gene C13H1orf115). Lineage: Eukaryota; Metazoa; Chordata; Mammalia; Lagomorpha; Leporidae. The record is from RefSeq and is a predicted model, not a curated record.